Molecule: messenger RNA, 3091 nt
Organism: Planococcus citri (citrus mealybug)
Lineage: Eukaryota; Metazoa; Arthropoda; Insecta; Hemiptera; Pseudococcidae
Exons: 5
Coding region: 287-2275 (662 amino acids)
Source: RefSeq, a predicted model, not a curated record
UCUUAUAAACAACAAUUUCUUAUCAAUUUGAUAUCAAACCGUGGCCAGAACCGAAAAUGCUUUACUUUUUCUCAAAUUUUUCAAAAUUUUAAGAGAUUGUAUAGUGAAUUUGAAUAAUGCUGCGUUGAAAUAGGACGUUAAUUGAUUUCAGACUACCAUCGUUUACAAAAAUUAUCCAUUUUAUUCAGUCAAUGCGAAUGAUAUUGCGUUAAAAUGGGACGUUAAUCGAUCUGAGGUUGCCAUCGUUUAGAAUUUGAACCUCGAAGAAGAAAGAUAUCGCCGUAGAAUGGAUCAGUUUCCGAACUCUGACGAGAGUUCGAACGUAGCACUUCAAAAUUGUCGAAGCUUGGAGCGACUGUUAGAUACAAUACGUAAACCGAGCCCUCCAGGAGACGAGAUUUUAGAAAUAUUAAAGGAGAAUGUCCAGCUCUUCGUUGCAUUCAUUGAGCUAGAGACUCAGCCGAUAAUUAAUGAUAUACCAUCGAACCAUCAAAAGAAGCGUCGUCGUCGUCGUCCUGGUUCCAAGAAUCAAAAUCAGAAUGAAAAUCCAUAUCCGUCAAGUGAACCAAAUUCUUCGCCUUACAGAAAAUCGGAUUCACUCCCUAGUCAUGGAAACACCACAGAGGAUGAUGAAAAACCUAUUCACGCUCUCAGGAAUUCACUACGUCCUCCAUGGCUAUCUUCAGUCGUGCAAAGUUCUAGCUCAAAUUCGAAGGAAUCUAUUUCUUCUUCUUCUUCAUAUUCGCAAAUUCCAGUAGUCAACGCUAUUGCUCCGGUAGUCAAUGCUGCUCGUGUAGUCAAUACUACUGCUCCAGUAUUCAAUGCUGCUGCUCCUGUAGUCAAUACUAUUGCUCCGCGAUUCAAUGCUGCUCCUGUAGUCAAUACUACUGCUCCGCGAUUCAAUGCUGCUCUGCAAUUCAAUGCUGCUCCGCAAUUCAAUGCUGCUCCGCAAUUCAAUGCUGCUCCUCAAUUCAAUGCUGCUCCGCAAUACAAUGCUGCUCCACAAUUCAAUGCUGCUCCGCGAUUCAAUGCUACUCCGCGAUUCAAUGCUGCUCCUGGUGUCAAUACUAUUGCUCCACGAUUCAAUGCUGCUCCUGUAGUCAAUACUAUUGCUCCGCGAUUCAAUGCUGCUCGUGUAGUCAAUACUAUUCCUCCAUUAUUCAAUGCUGCUCCUGUAAACAAUACUAUUCCUCCGCGAUUCAAUGCUGCUCCUGUAAACAAUACUAUUCCUCCGCGAUUCAAUGCUGCUCCUGUAGUCAAUACUAUUCCUCCAUUAUUCAAUACUAUUGCUAUCAACCCGAACGAACAUCAAUUCAAUCUACUUCCCAGGUUUGUCCAAGCACCAGGCGGACAAGAUAUCACUGAUAUCAGUUGUGGAGCUGUUCCUCCGCCAAAACGUCAAAAAGUACCUCCGCCAAAGAAACCAAAAAUACCUCCGCCUAAACAAAAAAAGGGAACGGGGGCAGAGAAAGGAAAUUACCAUCGCAGAUACCGUAAGCGUUUCGGCACCGACUCGGCAGAAUUGCGCCCAUUCUACCCGCUAAACAGCUACCCACAUUUCUACACGGCGGCAGGGUUUGAAGUAACGGAAGAUAACUACUUCGCGGUAUUCUUCGCCUACAACAUUUGGAUGAUUGGUGACGGCCAUGUGGCCGGCAUGGCAAAAAAUCUAGGAACAGGAAAGCCGUACGAACCGGUGAUAAACACUGAAAUUUACCGUCGGGAUUUAUUAUUGAUCACGUUGGUCAACUAUUUGCGCAACAGCUUUAAAGAAUUACCGAAGCGUAUAAUGAUGUCGAUAGGAAAUUUCGAUGUAAUAGUGGGAACCACGCACACCGAAUUCCAUCGGAAUAUGCAACGGCUGGUUUCAUUAUUAAAAAAAUUUGGCGUAACCGAGCUGAUUAUUGUACCGUUAAUUCCCCAUCCGAGCGCUCAAUCAUCAUCUUUUCAAAAUAUUCAGCGAGUACUCUCUUACGAGUGGGGCAAGUCGUUAGGUGGUACAGUGACUAGAAUCGACGAUAUGUUCACCGAUUUAUGCCAAACAACAGCUGAAUUCGACAACUUCGGUCCGUAUUAUCCGUCAGAGGCUUACAAAGACACCUUAAUGAAGAUUAAAACACGUUUCAUACCCGAUAUACUACCCAACCAACCAGCCAACAAACCAGCCAAAGAACCAGAACCAGAACCAGAUGACGAAUGUGCCGAACUACAAAUAUCAACAAUGGAUACAGUGUACAGGUUUCAAGGAGGAGCUGCCAUUUCAGCAGCCCAUUGAAAACCAACAACCCGCCGAGAAUCCUGAACCGGUGUAGAAUUUGUCGCUGAUUGAAAACGCUCAACCAAUCAAAGAAGAUCAUGGCAAAGUUAUCCGAAUACUCCAGCCAAGCCAUCAGUUGCGUCACCCUCGUUGUAAAAAGCUGGAUAACAGCAGAGCAGAUGACCGAAAUAAUAAAACGAGAAGUAAAAUACAGGCGAUGCGAGAAACUGCGAAAAGAAGAGAAAUUACAAAAGGCCGAAAUUUAAAAACUUUGCAAUCGUACAGAAAAAUUUGUUUGACACUGAGCAGUCAAUGAAGCAGUCGCACAAGGCGAAGAAGAUGGCGGUUACUUGCGAGGAAGAAUAAACGCCGAAGUAACAAAAGAAGAUUCUGAACCUUCAAGCUCAAAAUUCUUCAAAAACACCCAACUCGACUACUCCAACAAUAACCUCCAAAGCGACUCAAGAAUUGAAAAAUCUCGAGCCAAACUUGGUCAACGUUUUGGACCCCUCUUCAAAGAUGACUAAAACAUGGUCCCAAAGUGUAAACGAAGGGGGAGAGGUAAGCGAAGCGGCGAAAAACUACUGAAAAUGAAGUUGAUCAAUACGUAACAACCGAAGAAGAAGAAGAAGAAAAACAACAAUAAAUCAUAAAUUCUUCAUUUCAUUUUGCUGCAGAAAUACCCCCUUCGUUUCGACCUGUUUUUUUGCUGUAAAUACUAUUGUUUAUCAAAUGACAUUUGUUUGUAUUUUCGUUUCGCAUGUAAUUUUUCGUUUCAUUACCAGAUGUAAUUAUUUAAAAAAUUAUAUUUUUUAUUUUUUUCAAAACUGAAAA